Messenger RNA from Seriola dumerili (greater amberjack), 1598 nucleotides. RefSeq names its product ectodysplasin A receptor (gene edar). Gene Ontology annotation, cellular component: plasma membrane. Gene Ontology annotation, molecular function: signaling receptor activity. Bases 27 to 1598 code for a protein of 523 amino acids. Gene Ontology annotation, biological process: positive regulation of canonical NF-kappaB signal transduction; positive regulation of JNK cascade. The record is from RefSeq and is a predicted model, not a curated record. NCBI's taxonomy places the organism in Eukaryota, Metazoa, Chordata, Actinopteri, Carangiformes, Carangidae. The transcript has 12 exons.
CUGAGCUCCAGGAAGAAGACGCAAAAAUGUCAGAGAGGAGAGGUCAGAAGAAGUCCAUUUUUCUGUCCUCAUUAUUAGUGUGUUGCAUGUUUGCUAGUGCGGAGUAUUCCAGCUGUGGAGAGAACGAGUUCUUCAACCAGACCAGCAACAGCUGCCAGGCCUGUCCUCAGUGCCAGCCAGGACAAGAGCCGCAUAUGAUCUGUGGCUACGGUGUGAAGGAUGAUGACUUCACCUGUGUGCCGUGCCCUCAGGGGAAAUACUCUAAAGGGAAGUAUGAGAUCUGCAGACGCCAUAAAGACUGUGAUGCCCUCUACAAAGCCACGGUCCGCGUAGCGGGAACUCCGGACAGCGACGCUGAGUGUGGGCCAUGUUUACCUGGGUAUUACAUGCUGGAGAACCGACCCAGAAACCUCUAUGGGAUGGUAUGCCACUCCUGCCAGAACGCACCGCGCAACACCAAAGAAUGCAUGCAAAGUACUGGACCAGGAGAAAAACCUCAAAUUGACCCUGGCAGCACUACUGUGUUCCCUCACCCAGAUAAAGGUUCCAAUGGACAGGGUCACCUAGCAACGGCUCUCAUUAUCGCCAUGUCAACCAUCUUCAUCAUGGCCAUCGCCAUUGUUCUCAUCAUCAUGUUUUAUAUCCUGAAGGCCAAACCCAGUGGCCAGGCAUGUUGUUCCGGACAAGUUGUGAAGGCAGUGGAGGCUCAGACCAACAAACAGGAAGACAAGAAAGAUGUCCCUGACAAUGUGGUGAUCUACUCAGAAAAAGACGAGUUUGACAAACUAAAAGCUACUCCCCAGAAGACGGUCAAAAGUGAAAACGACGCGUCAUCAGAGAACGAGCAGCUGUUGAGCCGCAGCAUCGACAGUGAUGAGGAGGCAGCAUCUGAGAAACAGGGAUCAGCUGACACCAAUAACCCCAACCCUAACUUGUGCCUCGUCAACCUGGGCAAUAAGCCCGACCUCUGCCUGCUCUCUCUGGGGCUGCUAGAGAGCGACCGUGCCUGCAACGGGACCCCCACCAUCACAGCUGGCCAGGCCAACAACAUCCCAAGUCCCAACCACAUCGGCAACGUCAACCACAUUGCCAGCACUAACCACAUCAGCAGUGUGAACGCCAUCAAUAACAACAAUAAAACCCCAGGGAUGCUACAGAAUCGAAGGAAAAAGAUCCUGGAUCUAUAUGCCAGAACCUGCAAUGUGACAGAGGGCCUGAGCCCCACGGAGCUUCCCUUCGACUGCCUGGAGAAGGCCAGCCGCAUGCUGAGCUCCUCCUACAGCAGCGAGGCGGCUGUGGUGAAGACUUGGAGGCACCUGGCCGAGAGUUUCGGCCUGAAGCGCGAUGAGAUCGGCGGCAUGAGUGACGGCCUGCAGCUCUUUGAGAGGGUGAGCACGGCAGGCUACAGCAUCCCCGAUCUCCUGACCCGCCUGGUACAAAUCGAGAGACUGGACGCCGUGGAGUCACUCUGCUCGGACGUGCUAGGCAGCAAUGAGGUGGCGGCAGCGGCCGGUCGGCAAGGCAUAAGCAGUUUUCACAGCCAGCUGGUCUGUCCAUCACCAUACCCAUCUCCCUCCCAACGUUGUGCCAGUGUCUAG